Messenger RNA from Stegodyphus dumicola, 3244 nucleotides. RefSeq lists its product as uncharacterized. The record is from RefSeq and is a predicted model, not a curated record. NCBI's taxonomy places the organism in Eukaryota, Metazoa, Arthropoda, Arachnida, Araneae, Eresidae.
UGAUCCCACUGAGUGGGGCGUUCAUCCCUGAACACCUUCCUGAAACAGCAGCAGGUGAGAAUUGUUCUGUUCUCUCAUGUCCUGUAGCGGAUUGGAACUAAUAUCUGUCAGAAAACUGUGUUCGCCUUCUGAGAGUAUUGUCUGUAGCAGCAAAAGCAAAUGAAAAUUAUCCAGCAAAAAACCUGCACUAGUAGAAUGUUUCUACAAAAGUCUGAACUUACAAUAAUUGAUCUUCUGCUGCAAAGAACAAGCUUAAGUACAUAUUUAUCAUGCGAUUUUUGAAACUCCCAUGAUAAUUGCAGAUAUGUUUUACAGCAAAAUUUUCCUUCCGAAAGGUCAUCUGGAUUUUACGCGAGCAACAUAAAAAGAACUUCUAUUUUCGCAUUGAUAAUUUGUGUACAAACUAAUUUCUCCAAUUAAGAAGAACAGAAAUGCAGAUUAAAUUUAGCGCGUACUAUACAUCUCUUCAUUUCUGAAAUGCUGUCUCUGAACUUACUGAACUUGAAAUUGUUUAUUAAUAUGUGCGGUACACAAAAUUUACUUCCGAAACGGCUUACUAUUACUUCCAACUGAAAAAUAACUUUUUAAAACUGGAAAAAUUACAUUUGCAGCAUUAAGUUUGGAUUUGAAAUAAUGGUGAUUUAAUCACUUACGACAUCAACAUGAGUACGCAAAUCAGAAAAAUAAGUCUUGUGAGAAUACAUUGAUAUAAAUAUUCUAUCAAUUUGUACUGUAUUACAAGUUUGUCAGUCACAUGCAUCAAAGAAAUGAGAUGGUUUUGAACUGGUUGACGCUUUUAACUUUACAAGCAUUCCUUGUCAUAUCGAAGGUUUGCGCACAAAACAACAACAGCCUUCCCGUGGAGCCCACAGAUUGUCAGUUGAAGAUCUACGGGUGCACGAAACUCGUCAGACCCAUGCUCAAUGACGUUACUUAUAUGUUUCCAACGACAUUAAAUGAUGUUGAUACAAUGUGCAAAAUGUGGAGUCGUUUUGUAGACUGUGUAAGGAGAUAUAUGUCAUCUUGUUCCACUGAAGAACAAAGAUCAAAAUUCAACAAAGCGGUCAGUCAUUCUAUGGACACAGUCCACGCCAUUUGCAGUUCGGAUCGGCACCAAAGAGAUUAUCUAGAAAGUGCCCAUUGCUUUCGUCGUGUCUCAGUGCAGAGCUGUGGACGAUAUUAUCGUCCUCUUGUGGCACAAGUGGUCAACCGAGCAGCUGAAGAUACACACAUUUGUUGUGCAUAUGGACAAUUCAAGGGGUGCGUUAGUGCUCCAUUAUUAAGAAACUGCGGCCUCAAAGUCCAUGCUUUGUUGGAUCAUUCUUUGUCUUACCUUGUGAGCAUAUGCAGUAAUACCUUUUACCCAUUAUCUUACAAAUGUCCGACAGCUCCACCUCUGCCACCCAUGAUGUCUCUAAGAACAACAACACCUCUGCUCGCUCCUUCUUCCACAUCAGAACUUCCUUCGACAUCCACCGAUGUAUCCACAGAUACUGUGAGCCGCGCAAGAACAAUCAUUUUCAGUCUACCACCAACGCAAGGAAGUAGAGUUUCAGCUGCCAGCACUGGAACAGGCAGCUUGUUAAUUGUGCUACGGUUGAUAGCAGCAAUCUGGGUCUGGAUUUUCAUUCUCAGUUCGUGAUGAAUCAUCCAUCUCCAUAAGUCUACUGUUUUAUACCCAAAUUCUGGAAACUUAAACACUAAUUGAUCAAAUUUGCGAAUCCUCAAUUCGAGUUUACAUCAGAUAUGAAGUUGGAGCUUUUUCGCAGCACGAAUAUUAGUAAAAGAAUUUUACUUAAAAAGUUAAAAACGUGUUGUUCUCAACAACUGAUUUCGUGAGGAAUUCCGUUAAAAUAAACAGUUUUAUUUCUGUGACAAAAUGAGUGAUCACAUUUUUGAAUAACAGAGUUUCAUCCAACACUCUAAUUUUUCUAAUACUGCAUGGUGCGGAAAAGCAUAUGAGUUGCAUAGUUGCAUAGUACAUUUGCGCACUGAGAAACAAUAACAUUCAGAUUAAAAAGAUCUACUGUUAACAUAAUUUGAACAUUUGCGCAAUGCAUAAAUAAAUUAUUCUGUACAGUUUGGGAGGUGUUUGACUAAUCAAAUAUAAUUUACUAAACCUUUUCCACCAUUUUGUAUCCAACAACGUUGAUCAAAUCGAGAAUGAAUGUAAACUGUAGUCCUGCGAUCGACUCAUCCGAAGUUCGAAAAAUUAAAAAAAAAAAAAAAAUUAUGUGUAUAGCAUCACGGAUAUUACAGCGUUGCUGCAAAGGCGUGCUAUUUAAGAACGUUGGUUUUAUAUCUGAAGAAACAUUGGAGUCAUUAUCAGCUGAAAAAAUGCGAUUCUUCACCUUUUUCAGUUUCACAGGAUGUGUUGAAAUAUGCUGAGGUAUAUUUAGCACAUACAUUUCUGUAUAAGGCUUUUGCAAAGAAAAACUAAAUGAAUUUAUAUAUCUUAAGUCCUAUGAUAUGGUUACAUAUGAUUUGGUUGUGAAAGCAAAAGAGAGUUAUAAUUAUUUAUAAUUUUCCUGAAAGAGCAUGAAUUUCCUGACGAUGCUUUUUAGCAAAGUUUAGAGAGCUAAAGUAUAAUAAAUAAUAAUAAAUCCCAGGUCUCUAUAAGCAAGUUCAAGCAUAUGAAUACAAUUUAUCUUGCGAUUUUAAGUUUUCUUAAUAAGCUCAACAAAAUUUGCGAUUUAAUAAACAAUAGCUUAACUACCAAAAUUUGCACAUUCUGAAGAUUUUCAUAUUUAUUGCUUUAAAUUCACAACUUUAUUCAUGUGUUUUCCUUAUUAAAAUUCCUGUUUUUUUCCUAACAUUUCUCACCAAUUCUAAUUAACUGUAAUACCAGUGUUUAAAGGACUUCGAGUAUACUUGGAAAUAAAGGAACGGCAUUUACGUAUUACCACGUCGACCAUGAAAGCUAGAAACUUACGUCGAAAGUUAGCACAGAUCCCAUAAAAUUUGCGCCCAUCGUUCCUGCGGAAUUCUGAAGGAAUAGACUUCUCUUUAUUUAAUAAACGUUAGACCUGCUUUGUUCUGCGCUUCGUAAAAAGGCUUUCGUCUAUUUCUCCUAUUUUGUUAGGCUCUCUGAUUAAAUCGGGAGCUCUGUUUAGAACGCUAUAAGUACAAACUUCCUACACGUACUGUGGGUAAAAAAAGUAUUUGCACACCUACAUUUUUGUUCGCAAUUCAUAAAAAGAAGCAUUGAGAAAUAAAAAAAUUGUAUUGCCAAAUCAGAAUAAGU